CCAUCCUGGCUCCAGAGGCCGUCGUCUUUUGCGAUGGCCGUCGAGGCAUGCCCCCGUAGCCCCCACCGCAGUCGGCCCAGCGCGGCCGCUCGAGCUCGGGGGCCCCACAGCCAUGGAGGAGCGGCCGUCGUCGUCUGGGUCGCAGGCAGGCGGCAGGCCCGCGAGCGCGGCGGCUGGGCCUGUGGAGGCGUGGGGAUCUGGCCCGCCGGACGCACUGGAGCAGCAGUGCUGCGUGUGCUUCCACCCGACGGACGAGGCCACCCCCUGUGGGCACCCGCUCUGCGCCCCGUGCCACCAGACGCUGAAGGCGCAGACCUGCCCGAUGUGCCGCAGAGCGAUGCCGAAGCCCGCGCCGGUCGACUAUGCGGCCCUGGCCCUCGAGGCGCCCCCCUCGGCUUCGCCCCUCUCCAGCGCGCGUACCGCCUCGCAAGGCGCGGCACCAGCGCAGAGGCGUGCCAGGCCCGCUCGGCGAUCGCCAACGCGUUCGCCGCGCGCCUGCGUGAAGGGGGCCUUGGCUCGCUGGCGGCCGCGCUGCCAGCGGCACCUCUGGACGAGCCAGUCGUGCAAUCGGCUCUGGACGACCUGGUUGCGGGCCUGGAGCAGAGGGUCAGCAGCUUCGCCUCCCUGCUCCGCCUGGCCGCGCAGGCGCCGUCGAUGAAGAGGGCGGCACCGUGUCUCUGCCACAGCCUGAGCCGGGUGAUCAUGUCGGCGGUGCAGAGACUGGUCCCCGCGCUGACGCCAGAGCAGUUGCAGGCCAACGCAGGGGACCUGGCGAGGCUGCGGUUCGAGCUGGGCGUGGACGGCGAGGUACUGUCCUUCCACCUGCAGGAGGCGCUCUUGACUUGCCUCGCCGAGGAGUUCAGCACCAGGGUUGCUCGUAGGUUUAUCUGCGCCACGGCGGCCCUCGUGAAGCACGGGCUUCUCGUGGAGACGGUGGAGAGCUACGUCGCGCAGGUCUUUGCUGCGCGAGCUGCUUGCUUCAUCACCUCCGCCACGAUGCGCGAUUUGGAUGUCUUCGAGGAGGAAAUACUACCGCGAAUGCCGAUGACCCCGCUGUGGGAUGACGCCCGAGACACUCUGAACAGGAGUGUCUCGCGACAGGUGGACCUCUGCGUGAGGGUGCGGGAGUUCAGCUCAUCUGUCUGCAAGCAGCCGAGUAAGGCGGAGCAGGUGCGGCUCGUGCACAUCCGGCAGCUUGUCAGGGGCAUGCAGCAGCUGGACCGCGAUGCCCUCGGGCCAGGCCCUGGCUGCGCUGCCUCGCCUGCGGUCGGGCUGCCUCCCACCACACCGCAGCGGCAGCGCAGCUGGCACAGGCAAGCUCUGCCGCGAAGCGGCAGCUGCCAGAGCACUCCCGACAGAAGCCGCCCGGCCUCGCGCGCCGGCGGCGACUGGAGCCGCCCGGCCUCGCGUGCCGGCGACUGGAGCCGCCCAGCCUCGCGCGCCGGCCUGGCCAAGGCGGGAGCCGACUGGAGCCGCCAGGCCUCGCGCGCGGGCCUGGCCGGCGCGGCAGGCGCCGAGCGGAGCCGCCCGGCCUUGCACGCCGGCCUGGCGAGCGCGGGGGCCGCCGAUUGGGGCUUCGCGGUGGCAGAGGCCGCCGACUGGGGCCGCCCAGCCUCACGCGAGAAGACGGCCAGCAUGCGUGGCAGGAGCGCAGCGGACCCCGGUGCGCUCCCGGAAGCGGUGCUGGUGGGCGGCGGGUGGGCGUGCCGCCCCACGCUGCCGCAGCAGCGGAGGCGGCAGCGAAGCCGGCCCGCGUCGCGCGCGUAG
This is a messenger RNA of Prorocentrum cordatum, 1767 nucleotides long. The record is from the annotation of a GenBank genome assembly. NCBI's taxonomy places the organism in Eukaryota, Dinophyceae, Prorocentrales, Prorocentraceae.